Haliotis rubra (blacklip abalone) is the source of this 3280-nucleotide messenger RNA. RefSeq names its product transcription factor GATA-3-like. Lineage: Eukaryota; Metazoa; Mollusca; Gastropoda; Lepetellida; Haliotidae. The coding region runs from base 296 to 1669 and encodes 457 amino acids. The record is from RefSeq and is a predicted model, not a curated record. Gene Ontology annotation, molecular function: RNA polymerase II cis-regulatory region sequence-specific DNA binding; zinc ion binding; DNA-binding transcription factor activity, RNA polymerase II-specific. Gene Ontology annotation, biological process: negative regulation of transcription by RNA polymerase II; positive regulation of transcription by RNA polymerase II; cell fate commitment. The transcript has 6 exons. Gene Ontology annotation, cellular component: nucleus.
AUGACUGUCUGUAUCUUGUAGCGGGCUGGCGCCGUAGAUCGUGGAAUGAAACACAGCCGAGCCUAACACUACCUUCAGUCGGUCUUUGGACUUACUACCACAGGGACCGCUAGUUGUUGACAGUGAACGGAACUAGCUUGUUCAAACAACUUGUUGUGUUAUUCCCCUAUCGUCUUUAAUCAGUGAAGUGUGAAUUGCAGUCGGAUAUUUCCACCUACAAAAGGUCAACUUGACAGAAACUCAGGCACUUAAGCCUGAUUUCAACUUGUCCCCCGCGAUUCUCGACAAUACCACAAUGGAAGAUCAGCAGCACCCCAGCGCCUGGCUUCGUCCCGACACCCACAGGAAUACGUUCGAGGCUGCAGCCACCCCCGGUAUCCUACCCCCAGAAGAUAUCAGUGAGAUGUUGUUUUCUUCGUUUGAUGGAAACUCAGGGCAUAUGAACCCCGGGUAUUACCCCGGCAGCGGCCGUCCUAGCAUGGGAUAUCGUCAACAUGUGUCAAGUGGCAGUCAGCUUCACCGGACCCACUUCCACACCCACCCCUUACCCUGGAUCACAGAGCCCAAGUCCAUGGUGCCCCACACCGGGGGGUGGAGUAUAUAUAGCAAGUCCCUCACACACCCCUCCCCUACAGCCCCGCUCUCUGUUCACCCUGCAACAUCCAUCGCCACAUCAAGCUCGUUUAAUUUCCCUCCCACUCCCCCGAAAGACAGUACCCCCGAGAAUAACACAUGCACAAGUGAAUAUACCCCUGACAACAAACCAAAAAACGACGGGUCAGAAAAUGGACUGUCCGGUUUGGCAAGUUUCCCAGCUCACAGCAGCGUCACCUGCAGCACUGCCCACCCCGUUCCCACCUACCCCCACUACAUGCCCACCGACUACGCCAACGCACACAUCGGCUUCCACCCUACGGCAUCCGUGUUCAAAGCCACACCCUCCCUCUCCUCUGGUCACGGGAGAACAAGGACCAAGUCUCGAUCAAGCACAGAGGGCAGAGAGUGCGUUAACUGCGGAGCAACCUCUACACCGUUGUGGCGUCGAGACGGCACUGGUCAUUACUUAUGUAAUGCCUGUGGACUCUACCACAAAAUGAACGGUUCCAACCGACCCCUCAUUAAACCAAAACGAAGAUUGUCGGCUGCACGGCGAGCAGGGACCAGUUGCGCUAACUGCGGAACGACAACCACGACGUUGUGGCGACGUAACCCCAACGGAGACCCCGUCUGUAACGCCUGUGGUCUCUAUUACAAACUACACAAUGUAAACCGCCCACUAACAAUGAAGAAAGACGGUAUUCAGACGAGGAACAGAAAGAUGUCGACAAAGAGUAAGAAGAACAAGAAAGGAAUGGGCGGCAUGAAUGACUUCUUCAAGCCAUUGGACAAGGGUCUUGGGUUCGGUGCCAACAUGAAUCCGGGCAUGCAUACCCAGAUGCACCCGUACAUGACCGGGGGGAGUUCACUGACCGGAGGGUUCAUGUCUCACUCUGGACACCAUCACACACAGCACGGUGGACUUGGCAGCCUCUCUUCUGGAUUCGGCAACAACUUCCCGCCAUCACUGCAGUCGACGUUCCCAUCUUCAUUUUCCUCAAUGCCAAGUAUGACAUCGACUGGGCUCAACCUCUCGACGGCGUCCAACAUGGUGGGGGCCGCGAUGGCUUAGUGGUGAUUGGACAAUGCCAUUAUUUAACUCUAUAUGUUCCUGUACGUGUUCUGUAGAACAGGACGUGACGACCAGUGGAACAGCCUGAGAUUAUGUCAGUGCUACAGCAACGUCUAGUACGUCGUCCACUGCGUGCCCAACGUCUCCUCGUGCCGCAAAAGAGCUGAAAACCCACUUGAGACAACCAUCCGUUGUCCCGGGCUUACCAUUACAAGAACGAUUCGUCAAAGAGGUACAGCGGGGUGCAUUUCAAGCCAGCAAGUGCUCAUUCGUGCUAAUGUCUUCUUGGUCCAACAGAAGUGUUUGUAUUACAACGGACUUGAGAAAGACACGUUGAACUUAUCGUGGACAGUAACAAUGUACUCGGGCCACGGUGGGGUCAUGUUUCAGGGAUAUAAACACAGAGGCGCUCCCAGCGAUGUGAUUCGUAACCGAUCGAGGCAAGGUGGGAGAACAGGGAAAGGGUAUGCGUGAGUUCUAGGAGUCAAGCUCCGUCUACGGGUGGGGUCGACUCGCAACCUGCACUCAGUUCUACCGCCACAAUCCUUGGUGACUCGAGCGCUCUCAACACUGCAGAGCGCCGCCGUAUCGGGUGUAUUUCAGCGCCGAUAAGUCUAUGAGAACACACACCGCGCUGCCUGUGAAAACUGAGCAGAGGAGUUGUAUAGCAAGUUUAGCGGUCACUAAACUCAUAUACCACCAGGUCGGACAUAAGACAAUGAUGGCUUCGGUUUGAGUAUUGUAUUAGCCACGAGGGAACACUGACGAAGUUCCAAUGUGAAUUACGGACUCGACAUUUUAAACGCAGCAUUAAAAGACGAUCAGUUGUCGACGUCUUGUGCGGGUCUUUAAUACAGCAUAAUAUAUCAUGAAUGGCCCAACGUUACGUGAAAGACAUUUUGUUGAUAUUAUAUAUAUUCGUUACCUUCCAAAGGAGGGCGCUGUAAUGUUGUUAUAAUUUAUGCAACUGUAUUAUAGUAUAUUGUUUAAGAGAAGCAUUUCUAUGACUUGGCAGAGGUAACCUGCUUAUGACGGAACACAAUUAUCUAGUCUUCACUCUUCAACGUACAUAUCCGUUACUUCAGCAUCACUAUGUUCAUCUCCUUGCGUGUGUUGCCAAGACUAUCGUCUAGGAUAGACGACUGCAUUUCUCAGCAGUGCUGGUGUAGAACUAUAUAAAGGUACUCUUCUACGAUAAGGUGCAAUUGGGUAAACUAACUCGUGUAAAUUUGGAACGACCAGACGACAGCCAGCUAGCGCCACCUAGUGACAAAACGGGUCUCACACCACCUGACGAUCGUCCAGCGCCAUCUUGCUUCAAAUUUGGUUUGCUAGUGUCAGCUGACCUAGCGCCACCUAGCGACGAAUUUGAACCGCUAGCGCCACCUAGCGGCAUGUCUGUCUGCUAGCGUGAACCAUCGUGACCACGUAGAGAGAGGGAUCAUUCCACGAUUCUCUACCGUACUGUUUGCAGUUGUUUUUUUCUCCAUAUAUGAAUCUCACAUUUUUUGUGUAUGGGCUAACUAUACAACGUUUAUUUGUACAUACUCGUCUGCUCAAUACAGUGUAAACACCACUUCUAAUUCAUCAGAACUAAAAAAGUGAAACGAA